AUGUCGACUAACGGGCCCGCCGGAAUUGACACGACGGACGCGAGAAAAGGCGAUGGACAAUUUGUUAUAUGUGUCAGGUCUCUAGGUUCGGUGGACGUGGAUGCCCGGCAAGCCAAGUCGCACAGUUACCGAUACAGCCUCGAUUUCCCCUCCAUAGGACAAUGCAUCAUCAUCAACAACAAGAAUUUUGACAGCAGAACAGGGAUGAAUCAGCGCAACGGCACCGACGUGGACGCGGGCAACGCCAUGCAAGUCUUCGCCAAGUUGGGUUACAAGUGUAGACUUUACAAUGAUCAGACGGUUGCCCAGAUGAAACAGGUUUUGACUGCAGUGUCCAAGGAGGAUCACGGGAGCAACGCGUCCCUGGUUUGCGUGCUGCUGAGUCACGGCGACGAAGGCGUCUUCUUCGGCACCGACGGCUCCCUGGAGCUCAAGCAGCUCACUUCGCUUUUCCGCGGGGAUCGCUGCAAGACGCUGGUGGGGAAGCCAAAACUCUUCUUCGUACAGGCGUGCAGAGGCACCGAGCUGGACGCCGGCAUCGAAGCGGACGGCGGCGAGGACGGCGUGUCCAGGAUCCCCGUCGAGGCCGACUUCCUCUACGCCUACUCCACCGCGCCGGGCUACUACUCGUGGAGGAACACCAUGACGGGCUCGUGGUUCAUCCAAUCGCUGUGCGAGAUGCUGAGCGCGCACGGUAAAACGCUGGAGCUGCUGCACAUCCUGACCCGCGUCAACUACAAAGUGGCGCUGGACUUUGAGUCCGUGUCCACGGCUCCGGGCUUCGACGCCAAGAAGCAGAUCCCCUGCGUGGUGUCCAUGCUGACCAAGGAGAUGUACUUUACGCCUUGA
Messenger RNA from Nerophis lumbriciformis (worm pipefish), 849 nucleotides. The record is from RefSeq and is a predicted model, not a curated record. Lineage: Eukaryota; Metazoa; Chordata; Actinopteri; Syngnathiformes; Syngnathidae.